This is a messenger RNA of Leptinotarsa decemlineata (Colorado potato beetle), 501 nucleotides long. It is a transcript of the gene Pgls, whose product is annotated as 6-phosphogluconolactonase. Gene Ontology annotation, molecular function: 6-phosphogluconolactonase activity. Gene Ontology annotation, biological process: pentose-phosphate shunt; carbohydrate metabolic process. The record is from RefSeq and is a predicted model, not a curated record. Lineage: Eukaryota; Metazoa; Arthropoda; Insecta; Coleoptera; Chrysomelidae.
ANGUUUCAAGCUGAUGAAGCAGCCACUGAUUAUGUCGAACAAAUAUCCAGUUACUUCAAGACCGGUGAAGUUCCUAUUUUCGACAUGUUAUUAUUAGGAAUGGGGCCAGACGGCCAUACCUGUUCUCUCUUUCCUGGUCACAAACUCCUAACUGAAGAACACAAAUGGGUGGCUUCUAUAACAGAUUCGCCUAAGCCACCCCCAUGCAGGAUCACACUAACCUACCCUGUUAUCAAUAAUGCUAGGUUCUGUAUUUUUGCUGCAGCAGGUGCAGGAAAGGCAGCUAUGAUAAAGAGAAUAUUAGUAGAUAAGGAGGAUCUUCCGGCAGCCAGAGUGAAACCAACAACUGGAAAAUUAUACUGGAUAGUGGACAAAGAAGCAGGAUUAUAUGUGAACAAAAUAUGAACAGAUAGUCUUAACAUUUUAAUCAGGGGAAUUUUUUUAUAAAUACAUAUACAGUAUAAUAAAUACCAUAUUUAUUAAAAUAUUAAGUACAUCACA